AGGGUUUUCAGUCGACGUUUGUUAGUGUUCAUGCGAUCCUGUGUUUCCGAUUUGCUUCUGAAAAUGGAAAGCCAAUUCAAAUUACCUUUUGUUUUGCUAUUCUUGGUGGUUGCAGUCUACGCUCAAGAGCAGCAACUCAUUAUCGAAGUCAUUUACCUUCCAGCUGAUUGUCCAGUUAAGUCGCAGAAUGGGGACGUCAUCACAACAGACUACACCGGAAUGCUAGAGGAUGGCACCGUUUUCGAUUCCAGCGUCGGUGGCGAACCUUUUAGUUUCACACUAGGAGCUGGGGAAGUAAUCAAGGGUUGGGAUUUGGGAUUGUUGGAUAUGUGCGUGACCGAGCGUCGCAAGUUGACUAUCCCACCGUCAUUGGCCUACGGCGAACAAGGAACAAGUGAUGGAGUUAUUCCACCUAAUGCCACCCUCAUCUUCGAUGUUGAACUGUUGGCUAUCAACCGGCCUUAACUGAAGUCUUGUCCAUACGUUUCGUUCAGCAAUUUAAGCGAUGCAUAACGAAGCCAAUAGAAACGUUUCUUGAAAA
Messenger RNA from Daphnia carinata, 541 nucleotides. RefSeq lists its product as uncharacterized. The transcript is spliced from 4 exons. NCBI's taxonomy places the organism in Eukaryota, Metazoa, Arthropoda, Branchiopoda, Diplostraca, Daphniidae. The coding region runs from base 31 to 465 and encodes 144 amino acids. Gene Ontology annotation, biological process: protein peptidyl-prolyl isomerization. Gene Ontology annotation, molecular function: peptidyl-prolyl cis-trans isomerase activity. The record is from RefSeq and is a predicted model, not a curated record.